AUGCCUCUCCCUGACACCGUCGAGUUGCCCGCGGCAUUUGACGCCCAUGUCCACUUGCGUGACGAUGACAUGCUCCAGAUCGUCGCUCCGACGGUUCGCCCUGGAGGAGUCAACCAGGCACUGAUCAUGCCUAACCUGCAAAACAACUUGGUAACAAGCGUCAAGCGCGCCCUGGACUACUCAUCGCGCAUCAAGGCGGCCCUGGGCAAGGACGAGGUCGACCUGCUCAUGACCCUCUACCUCCACCAAGACGUCACGCCUGAUACCAUCAGAGAGGCCAAGAAGGCCGGUGUCGCCGCAGUAAAGAGUUACCCUGCCGGCGUCACCACCAACAGCGCCGAUGGCGUCGUCGACUACGAUGCCUUCCACGAGGUCUUCAAGGCCAUGGAGGAGGUCGACUUGCUUCUCUGCCUCCACGGAGAGUGCCCUUCCCACGCUGGUAGCGACAUCACCACGCUAAACGCCGAGUCAAAGUUCCUCCCUACGCUGAAGGCACUUCACGCCAAGUAUCCCAAGCUCAGAAUCAUCCUCGAGCACUGCACAACCGCCGAGGCUGUUGCGGCCGUCAAGUCAUGUGGUCCCAACGUUGCCGGCACCAUCACUUGUCACCACCUCUUCAUCACCAUCGACGACGUCGUCGGUGAUGCGCUCCCCGCCGACCGCAAAGCCCUCCUCAACGCCGUAGUCAACAGCAACGGCAAGUUCUUCCUCGGCACCGACUCCGCCCCGCACCCCAUCACCGCGAAGACGGGGCCCUCCAAGGCCGCCGCCGGCGUCUUCACCCAGCCCUACGCCGUCCAGUACCUCCUCGCCGCCCUCGACGAGGCCGUCGCCCGCGGCGAGCUCGCCGACGCCGACAUCACCCAGGAGGCCCUCGAGGGCUUCGUCAGCGGCUACGGCCGCAAGUUCUACGGCACCGAGGACACCAGGAAGGAGCGGAUCCGCCUGACCCGCGAUGGUGGCGCCGUCGUCCAGCAGACGUUUGAAGGCAAGGGAAUCCAGGUGGUGCCGUUCCGCGCUGGUAAGGAGACCUGGAGCCUUACCUGGCUGUAA
Molecule: messenger RNA, 1053 nt
Organism: Colletotrichum fioriniae
Lineage: Eukaryota; Fungi; Ascomycota; Sordariomycetes; Glomerellales; Glomerellaceae
Gene: URA4
Product: dihydroorotase
Biological process (GO): 'de novo' pyrimidine nucleobase biosynthetic process; pyrimidine nucleotide biosynthetic process
Cellular component (GO): cytoplasm
Molecular function (GO): dihydroorotase activity
Source: RefSeq, a predicted model, not a curated record